Messenger RNA from Nomia melanderi (Alkali bee), 516 nucleotides. It is a transcript of the gene Apid1, whose product is annotated as apidaecin 1. NCBI's taxonomy places the organism in Eukaryota, Metazoa, Arthropoda, Insecta, Hymenoptera, Halictidae. The record is from RefSeq and is a predicted model, not a curated record.
AUGAAGAGCUUCGUCGCCCUAACAAUUUUAGCCGUCGUCUUUGCGACGAUGGCAGCAGGACAGGUGGCCAAAGAACAAUCUGAAUCAUCCCAUAUGCGCGUUCGCCGUGAACCUGAUCCAGAACCUAUGUCCAUAACAAGACCACCGCCACGUCCACCGCACAUCCGUCUUCGCCGUGAGGCCGACCCAGAACCUGAACCCGCACAUAAACCAGUAUACGUUCCACCUCCACGACCGCCACAUCCACGUCUCCGUCGUGAGGCCGACCCAGAACCUGAACCCGCAAACAGGCCAGUGUACAUUCCUCCCCCACGUCCGCCACACCCUCGUCUCCGUCGUGAGGCCGACCCAGAACCUGAACCUGGAAAGUGGCCAGUUCAGAAUCCCCAGCCUAGGCCAAUCUACGUUCCUCCUCCUCGCCCACCGCAUCCUCGUCUUCGCCGUGAAGCAGAGCCGGAACCUGUAACUCAUGGCACAAUAUACUUUCCAACUCCCCCACCACCGCGUUUUCAUUGA